This is a messenger RNA of Lepisosteus oculatus (spotted gar), 4967 nucleotides long. NCBI's taxonomy places the organism in Eukaryota, Metazoa, Chordata, Actinopteri, Semionotiformes, Lepisosteidae. The record is from RefSeq and is a predicted model, not a curated record.
CUCGCCCCGUUAGAUCCCAGGUUUCCCGACAUGGCGUAAGAGAGGAAGGGAUUAGGGACGGCGAAGGGAAAAAAAAGAGUGUUUUCAAGAACGACCGUGAAAGAAAAUCUCGCCGCGUAGGAUUUGCUUAUUCGAGGAGUCUUGUAAGGAUUUUGUGGGGGUUGAAGUGGCUGCUCGGGAGUUUCCAAGAUGAUGUCUGAUGCCAGUGACAUGUUGGCUGCAGCCUUGGAGCAGAUGGAUGGAAUCAUAGCAGGCUCCAAGGCUCUCGAGUACUCCAAUGGCAUCUUCGACUGCCAGUCCCCCACCUCUCCCUUCAUGGGCAGCCUGCGGGCGCUGCAGCUGAUCGAGGACCUGCGGGGCCUGCUGGAGCUCAUGGAGACGGAAGAGAAGGAAGGGCUGCGCUGCCAGAUCCCAGACUCCACCGCCGAGCUCAUUGUGGAGUGGCUCCAGGGUCACAUGACCAAUGGGCACAUCUCCGUGAGUGGUGAUGUUUAUCAGGAAAGGCUUUCUCGUCUCGAGAGUGACAAGGAAUCCCUCGUGUUGCAAGUAAGCGUGUUGACUGACCAGGUGGAAGCGCAGGGGGAGAAGAUCCGGGAUCUUGACUUGUGUCUGGAGGAACACCGAGAGAAGCUCAAUGCUACUGAGGAAAUGCUGCAACAGGAACUUCUAAGUAGGACGGCCCUGGAGACUCAGAAACUGGAUCUGAUGGCUGAGGUUUCCAACCUUAAGCUGAAGCUGACUGCUUUGGAAAAAGACCGCCUGGAUUUCGAUGAGAGAUUCAGGGACAGUGAGUCACUGCAUAACUUAAUCUCCGAGCUCCGAGACCAGAUGGAGACGCUGGAGGUGGAACUAGCACUUUUCCAAGAAAAGAGGUUACAGUAUGGGGAUCAAGAGGGGUUGAUCCAGGAGAUUAAUGACCUGAGGUUUAGAGUGACAGAGAUGGAAAAUGAGAGGCUUCAGUAUGAAAAGAAGCUGAAAUCAACCAAGUCUCUAAUGGCCAAACUCUCUAGCCUGAAAAUCAAGGUUGGUCAGAUGCAGUAUGAAAAGCAGAGGAUGGAGCACAAAUUCCAGACACACAAGGACGAGCUGCUGAUGCUGCAGGAGCAGCUGGAACAGAAGGAAGUGGAACUGAAGCGGCUCAGGGAGGAGGAUCUCGUCAAGACUCCGGGGGAGGGGCCAGAAAAGGAGGAGAAAGAUGAAAAUUUUAAAAAGAAGCUCAAAGAGAAACACUUUGAGGUGCAAAAAAUGAAAAGGGCAGUGGAGUCAUUGAUGGCAGCUAACGAAGAGAAGGAUCGUAAAAUUGAAGAACUCCGACAAUCACUCAACCGGUAUAAAAAGGUUCAAGACAUGGUCAUUUCAGCCCAGGUUAAAAAAGAUAAGCUGAAAGAGGGAGACAGUGAAGAGAGUCAGAGCGAUAGCUCUGUUUCUGUGUCCACUGCCAUUUCAGUCGCUGUCGAAUCGGACAAAUCGCCUUCUCCUGUUGCACAUGAAGAGCCAGGAGCCAGGCAAGAGGUGGCAGUGCUGCCCGUGCCUGGAGAGCUCUCCGGUAAACUACAUACGAGUGUCCUCCAAGUGUCCAUCUCUGCAUCAACAUCAACCCCAAAGUCAUCUUGCGUGCCUGAGCAGAAUACAGCCCUGGAGCAGAAGGAACAGGACAGCAGAGUGGUGACUCCUGACGUGUCGCAAAUACAGGAGACUUCAAUAUGCGACAGCCCUGUAUCCCCAGACAUCACAAAAUCAAGCAGUCUGGACAAUCUAAAAAGCAGUGAUGCUGACAAGAAGAAUGUCCUCCCGUCAGUCCAUCAGACGCCACAAGAGAUGGCGGAGAACUUUUUACUUCUCAUCAAGAAUAAGGCCUUCGAGGAGAUAAGCAAGUUCGGCAGCCUGCCGCCCAAGUCUCCCCGACAGGCCGGCUCAGUGGACGACAGCUUCGGGACGCGGAAGGCCAGGGCGUCGUUCGGGCGGGGCUUCUUCAAGAUCAAGGGAGGCAAGAGGACGGCGAGCGCUCCUAACCUAGGUGGGAACUCUGCGUGCUUUCAGGGUUCCUUUGAUUUUGUGCUGGACGUUAAACGGGACUCGGAUCUAAGGAGCCAGUCCACCACAUUUAACCCUGAUGACAUGUCGGAGCCGGAGUUUAAGAGAGGCGGGGUGAGGGCCACGGCGGGGCCCCGGCUGGGCUGGUCUCGGGACCUGCAGAAUGCGAGCAGUGAGCUCGACGCGCCCUUCGCCAAGUGGACGAAGGAGCAGGUGUGUAACUGGCUGCAGGAGCAGGGCCUGGGCUUGCACGUCGGCUCGGCCAAGCAGUGGAUCCUGUCGGGGCAGACUCUGCUGCAGGCCUCUCAGCAGGACCUGGAGAGGGAGCUGGGAAUUAAGCACCCUCUCCACAGGAAGAAGUUGCAGCUGGCCUUGCAGGCUCUGGGCUCCGAGGAAGACGACAACAAAGGAAAACUCGACUACAACUGGGUCACCAGAUGGCUGGAUGACAUUGGGCUGCCACAGUACAAGACCCAGUUUGAUGAAGGCAGGGUUGAUGGAAGAAUGCUUCAUUAUAUGACUGUUGAUGAUCUGCUGUCACUGAAAGUUGGAAGUGUUCUUCAUCAUCUCAGUAUCAAAAGAGCCAUUCAGGUCCUCCGUAUUAACAACUACGAACCCAACUGUCUGCGCAGAAGGCCUUCAGAUGAGAACAACGUCACCCCUGCCGAGGUGUCGCAGUGGACGAAUCACAGGGUGAUGGAGUGGCUGCGCUCCGUGGACCUGGCCGAGUAUGCACCCAACCUCAGAGGAAGUGGUGUGCACGGGGGCUUAAUGGUGCUGGAGCCCCGGUUCAACGUGGAAACGAUGGCGCUGCUGCUGAAUAUCCCCCCAAACAAGACUCUGCUGAGACGGCACUUGGCCACGCACUUCAACUUGCUCAUAGGCUCCGAGGCGCAGCAGCAGAAGCAGGAGGCGAUGGAGUCGCCCGACUACGUCGUUCUCACCGCCACCGCGAAAGUUAAGCCCAGGAAGCUGGCGUUCGGGAGUUUCGGGAGCCUGCGGAGAAAGAGGCCGGAGGAUUCGGAGGAGUACGUGUGCCCCAUGGAUGUGGCGAUGCCCAGAGGAAUCAGUUUCCAGAAAGGAUACAAACGAGGCAUGGACAUGAGACUGUAUGAUGACGACCUUGACCGCCUGGAGCAGAUGGAGGACUCUGAAGGAACCGUAAGGCAAAUUGGAGCAUUUUCUGAGGGCAUCAACAACUUGACUAGCAUGCUGAAAGAAGAUGAAUUCUUCAAAGAACUUUCCACCUGCUCUCCAAGUGCCAGCAUUACAGAUGAAGACUCCAAUGUGUGAUAACGGUCAUCUUCAGACGUGGCUGUGAAUUUCACUGUGUGCCAAUCAUGCAUAUCAAUGUGCUGUUGCAGUAUCCCCUUGACAUCACUUACACACUCAGUGCCAGGCUUAUGUAUCUUUUAAUGUAUUACAGUUGAGAAAUUGAAUAACAAAUAUAGGCUGUCACUGCCUUAUGUUAAAUCUCAAAACCCUAAUGCAAGAUGUUGCCAGAUGUGUUGAUAGAUACUUCACAAGUGCAUCAUAAAUAGCAAGGAGUGUGAAUAGAGAUGUUCACAAUUCAUAACUCCUUUUCAAAACAGCUGGCACUUCAUAUAACUGCAUCACCUAUGCAUUUAAAGUUUGAAAGGACUUGUAUGCUCAUUGUAAGAUUGUGAUAUUUGAUGAUUAUACUGCAUUUUUAGAAAGAUCCACAUUUACUUGCCAGCUGGUUACUGGAGAAGAUGGACUUUUAUACUGUUGGAUUUUUUUAUAGCUGUCAUGUGAAGAGCAACAUUACCUUUUUUUGUCUGUUUUUAAAAACUAAAGUUAUACUUGUUAUCUUUCAGCAUGGCACAUGGUUAAUAUUUUAAAUGACAAAUCAUGCAUACAAAAAUUCUUUUAACUGAUUAAUGUUGUUUCUGGUUUUAUCCAGCCCCUGUUUUCACACCUGUUUUCAGUUCUUGCCCUGCAAUUGUAAUAUGAAGCCAUGUAUGUGUUCUGUCAGAUCUACAGUAUGACAAAAUGAUCAGAUUGUGCAACUCCAGCGUUGAACUGUUUAAGUGAAAUAUAUUCAAGUCCUAUCUAAAUAACUGACUCAGACAAUCUGACCUGUGCCAAAUCGAAACACUGCUGAUGCCAAAUCAGUUGCUAAGGCCCUUAAGCACAGCGCUGCCCGGUUUGGAAAUGCCACUCGCUGUUUGCACUCAGCAGUUUGUCUGCAAUGUCUUCAAAAAAAACUUUAUGUAGAUAAACAAUCUCAUUUUGUGUGUACUCGGAAAAAGUGGUGCAGAAUUUCAGGACUGAUUUUUAGCUUUUGUCGUCUAAUGAUGUGAAAUCUGACCUAUGCACACCUCUGUUUAUUUAGCUUUGCCCUUUUAGCAAAAUACUGUUAGAUCUACAGUAACAAUUGGACAUAUAUAUUUUCCCUGGAUAUUUUAGUACUAUUUGCAUGUUAUUUAUACUUUUCUUUUAGACAUGGCUUUUGUAUAGAGAUCUGCUGGGAAAGACUGAACCUCUGUCAUACUAAGAUGUUGCAUCUAGAUCAUUUUUAUUUUCCUUCAGGGAUGGGAAGGAGGCAAGAGACACUGAUGUUCCUUAAAUGUGAGGAGGUCCUUACACUGAUUGUGCCCUUGAGCUUUAAGUUGUUACAGUAACACAGACCUGCUCAACUCCAGACACUUGUAUUCAAUGGCAGAGCGAUGGGCUUGGUGUGUUCUUAUACUGUCAAGCCUGUGUAAUGGAUUCUGCAGUGCAUCUGUAAAACCAUGCCUGUAUUCAGGUUUUGUCUUUCAUUGUUUGUAAAAAACAAAAGCAAUAAGUAUAUUACAAAGCUGAAGAUAUUAACCACCCCCUGCUAACCAUGACAUUGGUCAAAUCUUUGUGUAUUGUUAAUACUUUAUUCAUUUUUAAUAAAUCAAUAAACUCUUUUGGUUUGAAACAUG